GGGCUGCGCUCGGCCAUGGCCGACCCCGGGGACCCGCCCGGCUUCCAGAGGCCGCCGGCGAUGCUGCGGCUGAAGCGCAAACGCCCGCGGAGGAGCGAACCCGCCGCCGCCGCCGCCACCGCCCCGGCCCCGCGGGGCCCCUCCGCGCCCGCCCGCCGCAACCCCUUCUGCAGCCUGAACAACAACAACGCGCCUCAGCGGGCGGCGGCCCCUCUGCCCCCGGCCCCGGCGGGCGGGGAUCCAUCGGCAGCGCCCUUCUGGCAGUUUUUAGAGCCUGCCUGUGAAGAGAAGCCCCCCGGGAGAGCAGAGCCCGCGGGAGGAGCCGACAUCCUCGCCCUAACCGAGGACCUUCAUUUACCUACUGCUGUACCCAAAGUUCCCUCCUCACCAAGACAGGAAUUCCCUGCAGACUGGAGUAUUAAAACACGGAUUCUGUUCAUGUCUUCCCAACCUUUCACCUGGACAGAACACUUAAAAGCACAAGAGGAAGCUCAGGGACUUGCUCAGCACUGUAGAGCUACAGAAACCACCUUGCCCCCGAGUGUGCAGGAACCCCAGCUGUGCACAGAGCUGCGUUGUGCCUUCCAGCAGAGCCUCGUGUACUGGCUCCACCCUUCGCUGCCCUGGCUGCCGCUGUUCCCUCGGAUUGGGGCAGACAGGAAAAUAGCUGGAAAGGCUUGUCCUUGGGCACAGGAUGAGGCCUUGCAGCAAGUGCUCAGGAGUGACUGGUGUGUGAGCUUCUCCUCGCUGUACCGGCUGCUCAAGGCGGGGCUGUGUCCCUAUUUCUACGUGUGCUGCCCGCAGUUCACGGUGCUGUUCCGCGCCGCGGGGCUGGGGGGCAGCGCCGUGCCCAGCGCCGCCAUCGCCCCCACCACCCGCGGCUUCAGGGAGGCCCUCAGGAGCGAAGGCAUAGAGUUCUCCUUACCUUUCGUAGAAGAGAGAGCCAGGAGACAGAAGAACUCCGAGGAGGAUUUGGGAACAGAAGUGGCUGAUGGCUUCAGAGGGGGCAGCAGUGCAGAGGAUGCAGAGGAGCCAGCUCUGAGUGAUGAUGAUGAGGAGGAAAGCUUCUCUUGGCUCGAGGAGAUGGGAGUCCAAGACGAGGUGAAGAAACCAGACACCAUUUCCAUCCAACUGCGCAAGGAGAAGCAGGAGGUGCAGGUGGAUCACAGGCCCGAGUCGCUGGCGCUGGUGAGGGGCUCGGACACGCUGACCCUGCUCAACCUGCUCAUCAACUGCCGCAGCCUGGUGGCCGUGGCGGGGCCGCAGGCGGGGCUGCCCCCCACGCUGCUGUCCCCCGUGGCCUUCCGGGGGGGCACCAUGCACACGCUCAAGGCCCGCAGUGCCCGUGCCCGUGUGCCAGGGGGCUCGGAGGACGUGUUCAGCCUGGAGGUGCUGGGGCCCGUCCUGCCCCACACCCUGCGGGCGCUCACCCGGCUGCUGGGCCCGGCCCAGCGCGGGGCCUUCCGAGCCCUGCUCAGCACACACCAGCCCAGUGCUGCCUUCAACUGCUGCCCCCAGCCACAGGAGGCUGUGGGAUCCCAGCAGGAUCUCCCUGCCUGUGGGCUGCAUCCCAAGGCUCUGGAUGGGCUGAGGCAGUGUCCGACCCUGGGCAAGUCUGCCAUCCGCUUCCUGGAGAUGAAGGACUAUGUGUACACCUGGAAGGCCUAGGAAUGCUGGUGCCACUCCUGGAGCAGGAUGUUCCAGGUGUGCUGUGCUCAGGGGGGUGUGGGCAGCACCUGGGCAGGGACAUCCCAGACACCGCCCAUGGCACAGAAACACUUCUGAGGGCUUUUAAUGGAAAGAGAGGCUUUGGGCUUCUCCUUUUGUAUUUUAGAAAGUCUUUUUUUAAAUAAAACUCUUCAUUUUA
Molecule: messenger RNA, 1867 nt
Organism: Corapipo altera (White-ruffed manakin)
Lineage: Eukaryota; Metazoa; Chordata; Aves; Passeriformes; Pipridae
Gene: DONSON
Product: downstream neighbor of SON
Exons: 10
Coding region: 16-1668 (550 amino acids)
Biological process (GO): nuclear DNA replication
Cellular component (GO): nucleus
Source: RefSeq, a predicted model, not a curated record